AGUCAGUCUAAAUAGCAUUUCAUCCUACAACUCCCUCCAGCGUGCGCUGUGGUGUGGAAACAACUGGAGAGAUGCGCUCGUUUGUUUGUGGAUUCCUGUGGCUGACUUUCCUUACAACUGUGUUGUCUAGUUUGCAUCCUGAGUGUGAAUAUAUUUUUCAGCUGGCGAGAGACGAGCAACGGUGUCUUCGAGAGAUAACAGAGCAUGGAAACAUCAGCAGCUCAGGUUGUUUACCAGUAUGGGAUUCUGUAGUGUGCUGGCCCAAAACUGCAGUGGGUGAGACCAUCCACUCGCCCUGCCCAGCUGUUUUCUCUCUUUUUAGGAAUAAUACAGGAACAGUAAGUCGUAACUGCACCGCUGGAGGCUGGUCGCGGCCGUUCCCCCCCUACCAUGAGGCCUGCAGUGUUGAAACCGACAUCCCAGAGGAGUCGUAUUUUGCCACUGUGAAACUGAUCUACUCGGUUGGUUACGGAGCAUCACUAUUCUCUCUCUCUGUUGCCAUGGUAAUACUGCUGUUUUUCAGGCGACUACACUGCGCUCGAAACUACAUCCACAUGCAGCUGUUCUUCUCCUUCAUCCUGAAAUCUGCAUCAGUGUUUAUAAAAGAUGCAAUGCUGUUUGCCAGUGACGACACAGAUCACUGCACACUCUCCACGGCGUCCUGUAAGGCGUCAGUGGUGUUCUGCCAUUAUUGCGUGAUGACUAAUUUCUUCUGGUUGCUGGUGGAGUCCUUGUAUCUGAACUCACUGUUGCUCUCAGCAUUCCAGCGCAGUUAUCGCUGCCUGUGGAGUUUCGCUCUGUUGGGCUGGGGUGUUCCAUUAGUCUGUAUCAUCAUUUGGAUCUGUUCCAGAGUAUAUUUUGAGGACACAGAGUGCUGGGACAUCAAUGACGAUUCCCUUUAUUGGUGGAUCAUCAAGGGUCCGAUUGUAGCAUCCAUUGGCGUGAACUUCCUUCUCUUCAUGAACAUUAUCAGGAUUCUGGUGCAAAAGCUUAACCCACGUUUGAUCCAGUUCAACAACUCUGCGCAGUACAGGCGACUGGCCAAGUCCACCCUCCUCCUCAUCCCUCUCUUUGGCACUCAUUACAUGGUGUUCAGCUUCCUCCCAGACUACUUCAACAUGAGCCUGCGGCUUUACAUUGAGCUCUGUCUGGGCUCCUUCCAGGGGCUCAUUGUAGCGGUUCUCUACUGUUUUCUGAACCAGGAGGUUCAGAAUGAAAUGCGGUUACGAUGGAUGCGUUAUCAAGAGGGGAGUUGCAAUGUCGUCCCUGUUGGAGCCAAAGGAAGCCAGAUGGACACUCCAUUUUAGAGUCACUAAGAUAUACAUACAUACAGUAAUGCAUACAUACAGCCUGACCUCAACAUCUGCAGCAGUCCUUAAUCUCCAGAAAUGUUUAACAUCUGUAGAAAGGAAGUCAAACUCAAUUUGAUAUAUGCAGAUUGCAUUACUCACUUGCAACAAAAGCAAACCCUUAGAGCAAGAUCAUUUCAUUGGGUCCCUAAUUAUGAGACUUGUUUAUUACUCUGUUAAACGAAGCACAAUUGUACCAUCGAAGGACAGUGCGGCAGGUUUGAGAAUGCUUAUACUGUAUCCUUGUAUGUUUGUUCAUAUUUAUGUACAGUAUUUACUUUUUAUAUGCAGGAAUUUACAGAGUGAUUUAAAUAUGAAUUAAUUUCUAUGUGAGUUAUAUUUAAAGGGGUCAUGAUGAGGAAUCAAAUUUCCCUUGAUCUUUUGAGAUAAAGUAUAAGGAGUGAUUGUACUAUAAAUAUAUACUGUAAGUUUCAGAACUCAAAACAUUCUCCUCACUGCAAAAAGAGUAUUUGUUGAAACCAAUCUGCCUAAAGGACACAUUCUCUACUUCCUCCACAUUGUGAUGUCACACUGAAGUAGACAUUUGCAUAUGACCGCCUCCACAACAACUCAUUAACACCUACUUUACCUUUUCACUUCCGUAACCACGCGCAGUAGCGGUGAGCAGUCAGAUGGCAAGAUGAGAGCGCAGGUCAGUCAACAGCAGAGAGCCAAUCAGAAAAGUGGCCAUUCACUGUCAAGUCUUAAAGGAGAAGCAGCACCAAAACCAAACGUUUCUGACAGAGGGUCAGAAUGAGGCUGGAAAAUGAUCACGAGUCAUUGACGUUUGUGCAAAAUCUUUACUAAUAAAGUGAACCUCAAGGAACAUAUUCAAAUACUAAAAAAGGCAUGUCAUGACCCCUUUAAAUGUGAGCCUAUGGGGUUUUUUUGUCCUGUGGGUUUAUUCAUUCUUAGUCACUCCAAUAUCAAUAAACAGCUAAAAACUGAACGUUUUAGCUGCUUUACAAAAAGUGUUAAAAACAUAUUUUUCUUGUUUAUUCUGUUUUACACAUCCAACAUAUUGGACCAGCUCAAAGCAUUCCAGUCAAACCAAAACAAUGAUGAAUGACUCUGCUCUGUUCCUCCACACUUAUGCCUUUGAAAAAGAUGUGUAAUAUUUGAGUUUUUCCACAUUUGCAUCAGGCACUGGGCCAAAGACUGCAGUUCAGUUGCUUUGGAUGUAGCAUCUCUCCUUACCACUGUGCAUUUAUUCUCUGUUGCCUCUAAAAAGCAUGUGAAAUAUUUGUAAAUGAAUAUACUUAAAAUAUAAUACUGGUAGACUCCUAUAAGUCUGUUAUUAUUUAUUUGUUUGUUGUCUGUCUAUAAAUGUUCUUUGAGUGGCCUUCAGUGUGUUUUUUGUUUCCAUCAAAUCCACAGAGCACAGAGAUGGAAACAUUUCCACAUUUUGUGAUGCUGUUGUAUCUGUGUAAUGGAUUUUUGCCCUAUUUUCCUUUAAUAGUGCAAUUAUGUUUCUCAUAAUUGAUGUAUGUUUGUUUAUAUGUGCGUAAGGGUGUAUACUUGUGCAUAC
This is a messenger RNA of Xyrauchen texanus (razorback sucker), 2877 nucleotides long. Its product is annotated as growth hormone-releasing hormone receptor-like. Gene Ontology annotation, cellular component: plasma membrane. The coding region runs from base 72 to 1307 and encodes 411 amino acids. The transcript is spliced from 13 exons. Gene Ontology annotation, biological process: cell surface receptor signaling pathway; adenylate cyclase-activating G protein-coupled receptor signaling pathway; positive regulation of cell population proliferation. Lineage: Eukaryota; Metazoa; Chordata; Actinopteri; Cypriniformes; Catostomidae. The record is from RefSeq and is a predicted model, not a curated record. Gene Ontology annotation, molecular function: growth hormone-releasing hormone receptor activity; peptide hormone binding; growth factor binding.